Messenger RNA from Volvox carteri f. nagariensis, 2354 nucleotides. RefSeq lists its product as uncharacterized. NCBI's taxonomy places the organism in Eukaryota, Viridiplantae, Chlorophyta, Chlorophyceae, Chlamydomonadales, Volvocaceae. Gene Ontology annotation, molecular function: calcium ion binding. The transcript has 11 exons. Bases 78 to 1382 code for a protein of 434 amino acids. The record is from RefSeq and is a predicted model, not a curated record.
AUUACCUGUCUUUGCUGUUACAUUCUUCGCACGCAAGCCUAACCGUCACCUCAUACCGAAGGUGGGCUUCCGCAACCAUGAUUGUGUCACGCGUGCGCUCUGUGAUCAGCACUCCUGGAGCAAGUCGCGCUGGUAGCCGCGCGUCGACUGCGGCAUCGUUCCCAGCUCCUCGCCACGGUGUCGCGAGGCGAUUUGCACGCCUGGUACCGCGCGCCGAUGUGGAAGGCGUGAUGGACGAGGCUAGCAAGGCGAAGAUUGAGGCUUUAAUGACUCGCUUCAAGAUGGCUGAUGUGGACGGGAAUGGCUAUAUCGAUCGCGAGGAGCUUCGCAAUCUGCUCGAGUCGAUGGAGAGCGGUGAGGUCUAUCUCUUGUCGCAGCACUGGCUCCCUGAGGAGGAGCUCGAUGCCGUGAUGCAAACGUACGACACCAACAAGGACGGCGUCAUCUCCUUCGAGGAGUUUAAGCAGAUUGCGUACGACGGCAUUCUCCUGGAGGGCGCCUUGUCGGAGUACGAGUCGGCGUUCAAGGCGGUGGACAAGAGCGGCAAUGGGACCAUCGGUGCUACCGAGCUGGGUCAGCUGUUUGCCAAGCUGGGUAACCCCGUCAGCCCGGAGAAGCUGGUGGAUCUCAUGCAGGAAUACGACAAGGACGACAGCGGCCAGAUUGAGUUUAACGAGUUCCUGCUCAUGUUCCGUAACAGCCUGCUGGACCUGAAGGCCAUGAGCGCCUACAUGACGAACAACGACGCGCCCGGGUCGGGAUCCGUCAUUGAGGCGGUCGAGGGCGACAUGACACUCAUCUUUAGUGAGCAGGAGCUUGACGAGAUCAUCGCCGCCAACCCCAACAAGCUGGUGGUCGUGUUCGCGGCGCUGACCUGGUGCAGGCCGUGCAAGGGCAUGCAGCGGCCGGUGCAGAGGCUGGCCGAGCACUACAAAAACCACAUUGUGUUCGUAAAGCUGUUUGGUAACGCCAACAAGCAGACCAAGAACAUCUUCAAGGACCGCUACCAGAUCCGUUCCACGCCGUGCUUCAUCACUCUGAAGGACGGCCAGCCCGUGUACACACAGACGGGGACUAACAAGGAGAAGCUGGAGGCGGGGCUCAGGUCAAUGCUGACCAACCCGCCCGUGGGUAUGAUCUACCCGUCGGCCGACGUGCACACCAACGUCCCUGCGCUGACAGCCUCUGAAUUUGAGACCUUCACCUGCAGUUAUCUGCAGGAGCCGGGAAGAGAAAGGGCAGGAGGGGGGCGAGAAAGGGGCGGCAGAAUCAUGUUGAACAGGGCAGGCGCAACGGAGAGCCUGAUGGAGCGGGCAUGUCCAGUGGUCUGUGACGAGGCGGGAGAGACGGCGUUCGGAUCCGAACGCAACCACCUCAUAUGAAGGAGUCGUUUUUGUGCGCUGUGUAGCUGCGUUGCGUCGCGAGUGCAUCUAGUCGUUUGUAGGUACAGGCAGGCUGAUUGAAAUGGACUGGCUUUGGCGGAAAGGGCUGGCACACGUGAGGAUAUGAGCGUAAUGGACACCGACGAGCCAUCGCAACGCCGCGUCGCCGUGGGGGGAAAAGUGUGUUGGGUGAGGUGCCUCGGUGGCAGGUCGCGAUUUCCAGGUGGUCGCAAAAGCAACGUCUACAUAUUGCAGCAAUGCACGAUAUGAAGCUAUUGAGAUAUGGGAAGACUUGGAACUGAGGGAUGUAAGUUUUCGCUGCUUUAUUGGAAGCUGCGGAAUUUGACGAAGUGGGCCUUAGUAUAAAACCGUUGUCCCAGGUGCGCGUAAUGACCCUGGCCCUCGCUCGGAAAUGGUGUGUUUGCUGCGACGUACUGCGGCGGCAUGAGCGGGCAGCUGCACGCCUCGCAGCAGUUGUUGCGCGUUGUCAGCAUGAGUUUGGUUGUUGCAAUCAGGCCUGCAAGUACCCCUUAACGCCAUCCGGCUUUUUGGUCUUAUCGGCCCAGGUGUACGCCAUUCGCGCGCAUCUGGGUUUCAGAUAUGUUCUCGGGUUUCGAUUUAAGUGCCACAUGCUUUUUUCAGAGCGUGCAAAUCGUUAUUUUGCAAUUGGAAAUCGGUUUCGGAUCUGCACUCUCAAUCACACCAAACUUGAAUGGCAUUGCCACAGGUUUUUGGCGGCUCCUGUUCAAAUAUAUAAUAUAUAAUAUAUAAUAGCCUUGUCACAGGCGACAGGCCACGCAACCCUUUUAGGUUGCCCAACAACAUCGCGUGUUUUGGCUUUCUGGUCGCUUUUGUUCUGCAAACAACCGAGUGAUUGAAGGGCGCAGUUCAAGGGCGUCCGGUAUGUACGGCAAUGACAAUGGUGACGACAUGUACAGCAUAUAAAAUGGUUUGUAAAUGACGUGGUGAGAG